Messenger RNA from Coffea arabica (coffee), 1219 nucleotides. The record is from RefSeq and is a predicted model, not a curated record. Lineage: Eukaryota; Viridiplantae; Streptophyta; Magnoliopsida; Gentianales; Rubiaceae.
AAGCACGAGUCAAAUAUAAAUUUUGCGAUUCAGAAAACUAUAUGUCACAUUGUUGAUCCUCUGCAAAAUGACACAACAUUCUAUGAUGGAAUAAUGCAUCUUCUGGUAUUACAAGAGAAAUUACAGCUUAUAUUAAAUUACAGCUUAUAUUAAUAUGAAAUAUAGUAAGAUGACCUUUUUUCCCUUGAUUUUUUUUUUUUUUGGGCUUAGGUAUGGAUUUUGAAUAAAUUCUUGAAUAAGGAUUGGAGCUGGACUUUUUAUCUUGUAAAUCAUAAUUCACGACAGAAGGAUGCAUCAAGUUGUGGUGUUUAUACAUUGAAAUUUAUACAAUGUUGGGCAAUGGGACGCACACCCAACAUUACUAAAUCAGUAAGUACACAAAUGCUUGUUGUCAGACUCAUGCUAGUUUAUUGCAUCCAACUAAUAUUUGUAUAUCAGACUCAUGCUAGGAUUGCUAGGAAGUUUAUGGCCUUGGAGAUUGCAAUGAGUAAACUGGCAGACCCCUUCAAUUAUGCUUCCUUUUUGAAUGAGAAUAAAUUGGGAAAGGAGACUGAGGUCCAAGGAGUGCAAACUGAAAGGCCACUUGCUAGGAUAACUCGAGCUGCUUCUCGAAAGGCUUCAAAUAGCAAACUCCUAAUUCUGGACCUGAAUGGGGUGAUUUUAGCCAAGAAUUCCAAUGACAGAUAUGACUUUAAAUUCAGGCCAUAUACCCAUGAAUUUUUGAAAUUCUGCUUCUCAUGUUUUAAUGUGGCAAUUUGGUCAUCAAAACAAUGGCAUAAUGUUCAACGUGUAAUAAAAAAUCUGCCACAUUUUAAAUGGGAGUUUGUUUGGGUGAGACUUCAUUUGUCAUUAUCAGAAUUUGUAGAAUCAGUCUCUUAGCAAAAUUUUGCAGAAUCAGUCUCUUAUUUUUGGGUAAUGUUCCAUUGGAUACUGCUGUAUUUUACAGAAUCAGGCUCACUGCACUGUAGUCGAAACCAAAACUAAAGAAAAUUCAGAAAAAAAGAUUAUGUUUAAGGACUUGAGGAAAGUUUGGAAAGAUUUUGAGCAAUAUGGUCUGUCUAACACAUUGUUAGUCGAUGAUUCUCCAUAUAAAUCAUUCCUUAAUCCUGUAAGUAUACUUGUUAUGUGACAUAUUCUUGUACUCUGUUCUGGAUGAUGCUCUAAUUUUUUUCCUUUGCUGAAUUUUUUAGAGAUACAAUGCCAUCUUCCCCGAAUCUUA